Paramacrobiotus metropolitanus is the source of this 1669-nucleotide messenger RNA. RefSeq lists its product as uncharacterized. The record is from RefSeq and is a predicted model, not a curated record. Lineage: Eukaryota; Metazoa; Tardigrada; Eutardigrada; Parachela; Macrobiotidae. The coding region runs from base 309 to 1316 and encodes 335 amino acids. The transcript has 8 exons.
ACAGGCUGCGUAACCGGAGCGUCGCACGCGUGUUCACGCUGGCUGUGCUAGCUGCCACUAGCAGAGACGGAGAGACCGUCGUGUUUCACUCUAGAUUUUGUCACGGUGUUUUGUUAAAACGGAAAGCUGGAGGAUUGUUUCGCACAAAUAAAGAACAGUGCCAGUCGGUUACGGUUUUUUAAAGAACGGCCGUGAAACAGUUCUGGUACCACAACUGUACAACCACCGUAUCAAAUUUUGGCAUUCCCGUUGGUGUGCGCUUUAAUUUUGGAUUCCGAUACAUACACUGCAGCCGGAAAAUAUUGAACAUGGCGGAGGGACGCAGUUACAUCGCUUAUUCGGAGGAGGCGAUGGCCGAGCAAAUCGCCCAGCUGACCACCAUUGUCAGCCAGCAGGCGGCGGCCAUUCAGAAUUUAUCCACAUCCAUCGCGCAUCUGUCGCAACGGAAUCUCGCGUUAUCGCGGAAUCAGUAUUCCGAUCACGCGGAACCGCCCAACCACAUUCUUAAUCACGAUAUCGCUGUGAUCGUUCCCUCCACCAGUAAGAUGACACCCGCGGCUAAUGAUCAUCGCGGUGGCCGGGCGGUGGCGGUGAAACGGGUGAUGCAUCCGAUCAAGCGGGAGGACUACCAGCAUUCCACGCCGACACAUUCCGUCAAAGUGCAGGCCCGCAAGAAGGCCAAACUGACCAACGGGUCAGCGGUAAAUUACGCGGCGGCGUCGGAUGGCGACGGGGAGGAUGGGAACCACCUGCCGACCCAAGGGGAGCACGACGAGGAUGGGCUGCCGGCGCUGGAUACCAUGGUCAAUACCGGUCGGUCGACGGCCGGAAUGCUGCGCAAUACUCACGCCACGCUGGGACCGACGGGUGUUGAUGCCAAAAAUCGCUUUCUCUCAUAUUUGCAAGCGUUGCGGGAGAACUAUUCCCUGGACGAGUGCAAAAAUGUUUUGCGCCCGCAAUUGUGUGAUGACUGGAUCGCUGUCCGCCCGGAGGAGCUGCUCAACCGUCUGCGUGAUAUCGAUGUGGAGGUUCCUUCCCGGCAGAAUCUCAUGGAUAUCGUGCAGGCCAUGGGGCCGGAUAUUGCGCGCGGACGCAGUGUCAAAUUCGGACGGGAGACGCGUCGCGCGGUGGCCGUUCCGCGGGCCUACUUUGACGCACAGGAACUACGGAACAUUGAUGACUGGUUUGUUGCUCCUCCCAUUUCCAGACGAAGACCAGAUGUUAACGCUUUCAAUCACGAUGAAAUUCAGCCGGACGACGAAGAUGCGGGAGCGGGACAGGAGUGGCCGCGCGAAGCCGAAGCAGAAAGCGACUAGCGCUCGUACAAAGUUACUAAUUGUUGCUGAUGGACAGUAAUAUUUGUUUCACACUACUUUGAUAAUCUCUUCAUUCUUCAGUUGGGCAACUGUUAUUGCAUAAUGAUACUGUAUUGCUUUUUACCGCUGUACAAAGUACCAGUCGAGGUUUUUUUAAUUUUCAGUUAUUAGCUUUUCAUGCGACGAAAAGCGUGGCUUUCUACCUUGAAGGUUGUGGAAGAUUUCCGGUCUGUAAUGCGCAGCUGUACCGUUACAUUUGUUUUGUCUUACUACAUGGAAAGCACGACUUCAAGUUUUCGACCUUGUUUUAAAAUUGUUUGUCGCUAAAACAAGAAAACAUUUGUUUACUUGCU